This is a messenger RNA of Plenodomus lingam JN3, 153 nucleotides long. NCBI's taxonomy places the organism in Eukaryota, Fungi, Ascomycota, Dothideomycetes, Pleosporales, Leptosphaeriaceae. The record is from RefSeq and is a predicted model, not a curated record.
AUGACGCUGAACAAACUUCGCCUGCAAUUGAUCUCACAUGCGAAAUCCGAGCCCAUGGAAGCAUGGUUAGAAAAUCUGCCUAGCAAAAGAAAGAAAGAAAAAACUCACCAACAGUUGCGUUCGAGCGAUAGCGGGAUAGGGAAGACGACGUAG